GUCGUCGCAGAGAGGGAGGAGAGAGAUAGGGAGGGGGCUAGAGAGAGAAACAAAGGUGGUAGAUGUGAGCCACCCUCUUUGUAUCCCUCGCCAACUUCUUCUCCUACCAACUUCUUUUCCUCCCCCACCCCCUCCUCUCCUCCUCCCCUGCCGUCUCGCGCCCGCUCCGCACAGCGGCCGCGCUCCACCCGCCGCCGCCGGCACGCCCCGCCCGGUGGCAUUUCAAGUAUGGUUAGCUUGAGGCGACGUCGACUAUUGGGGCUUUGUUCUGGGAAAGACUCAUUGCCCGUUGAUCUUCCUAAGCCCAUUGAGAAUGAAAAACCUGUGGAAGUUGUACAUUCCAAUGUGAAGACAUUCAGUGUACACCCACUGCCCCCGACUUCUGAUGUGCUCACAAAAUCCUCAAAUGGUUCUGAUGAUUCGAAGGAAGAGAAAACACAGUACUAUCCAGGCAAGGAAAUCAAGCGCAGAAAACGACAUAGAAGAAAGCAGUAUGUGGAUCAAGAGCCAUGCAUUAUGAGGGGGGUUUAUUUCAAAAAUAUGAAAUGGCAGGCUGCCAUAAAAGUUGACAAGAAACAGAUUCAUUUGGGUACUGUUGGGACACAGGAUGAAGCAGCUCGGCUUUAUGAUAGGGCUGCUUUUAUGUGUGGAAGGGAGCCAAACUUUGAGCUUUCCGAGGAAGAGAAGCAAGAACUGCGGAAGUACACCUGGGAGGACUUCUUAGCUGUAACUCGCAACACAAUAACCAGCAAAAAACAAAAGAAGGUUGGGUUGCUAAGGCGUAGCAAGGCGGACUUGUUCAUGGGACAGAGUGAUGGUGAUACUGAGAUGGCAAAUGGCGGUGGCUCAUCGAAUUCUGACAAUGGAGAUGCCGAGACAUCAGCAUCUUAGAUUGCUCCCAGAGGUCGUGGCGACCCUAGUGGAGUCCUCCAAAUAUUCAUUCCGGUCAUGAUAUGAUCCCUGUUUAGGAUUUUGUUCUCUCAAUAAUUAAUUUCAUGUGCAUAAGGCCCCUGUUGGUCUGAUCAAAGGUUAGGGAAACCAUGCCAUCUCAAAUAAGAAAUGGAGGUGGUCCAUUGUAGGAAAAUUUCAUCCGAACAACAUGUAUACCGGUUCCGUAAUUGUGUAUAUCUACCGAUAGGUUCAUCAUUACAAAUUUUACCCAAUGUAAUUAGUUUACAUUACCAUUUAUCCAAAAGGAAUCCUUUCCUUUCCGAUA
This is a messenger RNA of Setaria italica (foxtail millet), 1216 nucleotides long. Its product is annotated as ethylene-responsive transcription factor-like protein At4g13040. Lineage: Eukaryota; Viridiplantae; Streptophyta; Magnoliopsida; Poales; Poaceae. The record is from RefSeq and is a predicted model, not a curated record. Bases 229 to 891 code for a protein of 220 amino acids. Gene Ontology annotation, molecular function: DNA binding; DNA-binding transcription factor activity. The transcript is spliced from 7 exons. Gene Ontology annotation, biological process: regulation of DNA-templated transcription.